Necator americanus (New World hookworm) is the source of this 729-nucleotide messenger RNA. RefSeq lists its product as uncharacterized. The transcript is spliced from 7 exons. The record is from RefSeq and is a predicted model, not a curated record. NCBI's taxonomy places the organism in Eukaryota, Metazoa, Nematoda, Chromadorea, Rhabditida, Ancylostomatidae. Bases 1 to 729 code for a protein of 242 amino acids.
AUGGCGAAUGCCGAAGUGGAGUGUAUUGUGAGAGACACGCGGGAGUUGAUGUUACAAAUUGGAACCGGUGAGAGACGAGUUGACGAGAUGAUACGACGUGUGAACGCUGUUAAUGAAAAAAUGACGUGUAUGAGGGAAUAUCAGAACAUAAUAUGUACGGUUAACGCAUUUACUGUCAAUGGAUCAAGGAGAGCAAUCUUGCUGGAGGAGUUACAGAGAGAAAAUAGGCAGAUAUUAGCAUAUCACGAAGAGAACCGAAAUCUUCGAGAAGCUAUAAAUGAAUCUAUGGAAACAUUAGGCAUAGUCAUGGCUCGACAUCGCAACGUUAUGGCAAGAAUGAACAGAAUUUCGAAGCAGCCGUCAUUCAAAGAUGUUACGAAGUUGUUUCCUGAGGAUAUUGAUGAUACGGCAUAUGAUAAAGAACGAUUUAGGAAGCUCGUUGAUGACCUGUCUGGUUUUAUGAAAGGAUGUGAAGACACAACAUCCACUGAUUUGCAAAGGUUAUCUCAACUUCUACAAGAAAAUCAAGUUCUACGUGAAAUGCUCUCAACAGCUGCUAUCUCAACCCCUAGCAUUAAGCAAACCUUCGCUAAGGCAGUAGUUCGAUGGAAAGCAAAACAAAAAGAGAGGUUGACUAAUGGAUUACCCUUAGAUUCUGAUGGUGACAGUGGAACUGAUGAUGACUUGAAUAAAACUAUCUUUGAGGCAUCUUCGGCGCAAAAGAAGUAA